Eleginops maclovinus (Patagonian blennie) is the source of this 4097-nucleotide messenger RNA. It is a transcript of the gene podxl, whose product is annotated as podocalyxin-like. Gene Ontology annotation, cellular component: microvillus membrane; apical plasma membrane. Gene Ontology annotation, biological process: negative regulation of cell-cell adhesion; cell migration; positive regulation of cell-cell adhesion mediated by integrin. Bases 357 to 1895 code for a protein of 512 amino acids. The transcript has 8 exons. The record is from RefSeq and is a predicted model, not a curated record. NCBI's taxonomy places the organism in Eukaryota, Metazoa, Chordata, Actinopteri, Perciformes, Eleginopidae.
AAGGGAGGCAGUGCACACACACAGCUCUUUAACUCAGCAUCAGACCAGUCGGAGAGAGAGAGGGAGACACACACACACCACACACACACUCACACUCACACACACACUCUACCCCCAAAUCUCCAGCUCUGCACAGAGAAAGAAGCAGCAGCGACACACACAAAAGCAUUCUUGGCUUUCAGUUUAAGGGAAGAAGAAGAAGACGAAGGAAAAACAAGUGAACAAUACGCCUGGUGAGAUCUUUCUGCUUGAGAUAGAAAUAGAAGGGGAAAGGCGUGACAGGACUCAGACACGGGUUUAGUCAGGAUCGGUGCGUAAGGAUCACUACAUCUGGAGAAGACUGGAGCAGGAACAGCAUGAGAGCAGCUAUGAGGAUCACGUGGCUGCUGCUUUCUCUCAGCUUCCUAUUAAACAGCGUCUGUUCAGAUGAACCCACGACGACUAAAACUGCAGACAAGCCUAUGAUAAAAACAACGACGACACCAUCUGUGUCGGGGAAAACAUCUCUGUCGACGACAACAUCUGUGUCGGGGAAAACAUCUGUGUCGGGGAAAACAUCUGUGUCGGGGAAAACAUCUGUGUCGGGGAAAACAUCUGUGUCGGGGAAAACAUCUGUGUCGGGGACACCAUCUGUGUCGGGGACACCAUCUGUGUCGGGGAUAAAUUCUAGCAGUAAGGUGAACGGAAUUGCUAAUAACAUACCUGACACUUCUGGGGCACAAACGUCUCAAAAACCAUCGACAAUGGCUCCCGUGGCCACCAGCGCAGCCAAUACCACCAGCGCAGCCAAUACCACCAGCGCAGCCAAUACCACCAGCGCAGCCAAUACCACCAGCGCAGCCAAUACCACCAGCGCAGCCAAUACCACCAGUGCAGCCAAUACCACCAGCGCAGCCAAUACCACCAGCGCAGCCAAUACCACCAGUGCAGCCAAUACCACCAGCGCAGCCAAUACCACCAGCGCAGCCAAUACCACCACCCGAGCAGUACAAGGUGCAAACAACAUUUCAAAUGCCUCGACGGACGCCACCACAGCGGGGCAGCCGACCGGGACUCUGACCUCCUCCACCAUCAAGCCGAACCACAAAGGUGCCAAUGGAACCACAUCGACACCUACAAGGACACCGGAGCAGACGGCGUCAUUGAGGGCCACUUAUGCAGCAGGGAACACAGGGACCACCAGGGCCUCCUCCACCUUGAUGGAGACCAGCCCUCCUACAGGAGCCACCACUGGAGCCAAUUUUGGAACCAAUUUUGGAACCAAUGUUGGAACCAAUUUUGGAACCAAUGCUGGAACCAAUGCUGGAACCCCGACCAAUCAAACCACCAUCACCAUCAUCGCCACAACCACCACAGCAGCUCCAGCUAAGAAGUUUUCGUAUUCGACAAAGAAAAAAUACGAGAAAGAGGAGGAAAAAGAUCUGGUACUGGUGUGCAAGCGGCUGAUGGAGAACCUGGAAGAUGGAAACUGCACCCUGUCAUGGCGGCACGACAAUGGCAGAUUACAGUUUGACUGUGUGGAGAUAAACGGCAAAGUGACAACAAACCUUGCAAACCAGUACUAUGAAGAAAUCACCAAGAAACCAACAGAUAACAAAACUCUGAUAGCCAUCCUGGCCUCCUGUGGAGCUCUGCUGAUCAUGAUCGUCAUCCUCGCUGUUUGUGCGUCCCACCACCGCAAGCCGUACAACGAGAACCAGCAGCAUCUGACGGAGGAGUUGCACACGGUGGAGAACGGAUACCACGAUAACCCAACACUGGAGGUGAUGGAGGUGCAGCCGGAGAUGCAGGAGAAGAAGAUGGCCCUAAACGGAGAGUUCAACGACAGCUGGAUCGUCCCCAUAGACAACCUGCUGAAGGAGGACAUCGCCGACGAGGAGGAUACUCACCUGUAGAGACGAAGGAACAAAACAAACAAAACUAUCCACACUUCCUGCUCCAUGCCGACCCUUUCCCUCCAUCCUGGGAAUGCCGUUCCUGUAGAGAAGACUUUUCUGAUCUGCAGGUACAUCCUGUAGAAAAACCCAAUAGUAAUGAUGUCUGUUAUAUAUUUUUCUACUGUAGUGUGCAAAACAAUACAUUCUGAGCAUGAAGUACCAAUGAAAUUGCACGCAGUGGCCUUGGAAACGUAAACCUAUGUUUAGAAAAUCAAGUAAAUGAAUCACUGUUCUGCCUAAACCUGAGAUUUCCAAUCAAUAAGUGACUUUCUACAUCAUAACUCAUUCAGGAAAAGCUCCAAUCUACAAGGUGAUUGUGCCUUUGUACACAUGCCACUGUAAAUAAAGUGUUUUAAUGUUAUUUUCUGACAGGGAAAACGAGUCAAGAGAAGCUUAAAUUCAUCUUGAGAGCCACUAACUUAGAUUAGAUGACUUCAGGAUCCUGCUAAGCAUCCUGGUAAAUUUCCACUAAUGUGUGUUUUCACUGGUGCACCAUUCAUAAAAGACAGAUGUCUAAAGACAAUGCUAAGUCAUAAUGGGUUUAUAGAAAUAAGACAAAUUAAGGGGUUUAAUCCAAAAUGGCACAUUAACUUAAGAAAGGCCUGAUGGGAUACAAGUAUAUUUUGUGGGGUUUGUUUUAUGUGUGACCCUGACUUUUGACGUUGUUUCACGUGAUUACAAUCAAGGAUAAAGCCUUUAGCUUUCAUCUGAAAAUAGGUAUUUACUUGUGUCCACUUGUUUUCAAUGGAGGCUAUCGAUAUCGUUCAGCAUUUCUAACAGAAAAAUCACAUGUUUUGUGAGCUUUACCUUCUUACAUUCAAAAUAAAAUAAAAGGUCACAUUAUUACUAAACAACACUGGUUAAAACAUUUCAGGCUUUGUAGUAUUUCCAGUCUCAAAAAUCCAUAAACAAUCAAACUUAUUGUGAUUAUCAGAGGAUUUUCAACACUAUAGUCGGACAAGUAGCAUACGGUGACUAGCUAACAUUUAGAUAUUAGAAAAGUAAAACAGGAAGGAAACACUUUUUGCCUCACCAGGAGAUAUCAGGCCUGUCAUGAAGCCUAAUGUAAAAACAACACCGUAAACAACAAAAGUUAACAGUCAGAGUGAGUAUGUUAGCAUGCUAACGUUAGCUUGUUAGCUAGGGUGCUAGGGCUAUCCCAUUUAUUUCCUACAUUUGUUUUAACCUUGCUACUUUAUUCGUGUAGUAAAAGGGAAAUGAACUGCCAUACUGUUAUAAAAUAGGAUUGUUGACCGUCAAACAACAUGGUGACAUGUUCACACCGUCAUUGUGAGCAUUUUAGCAUGCUAAUGUUAGCAUUUAGCUUAAAGCACCAUUGAACAGUCUCAAGGAGCUGAAAGCAUGAAGGGAAAUCUAAUCGUUUAUUAUUUUUGUACUGGUGAUCACAAAUGCCACUGUGCAACAAAAGUGCUUAAAGAAAAAACAUAAAACCCACAUGGUAUUAUCAAAAUGUGGUUAUUUUUGAAAAUAGUGAUGUGUAACCCUAUCAAUACGUAGAAAACACAGCAUUUUCUCAAUAGCCAGCAACAAAUCUCCCAGUCAGGCUGAGAAUGGGCUUUUUUAAAGGCCACAAUGUGUUAAUUGCUUUGACAGCAUAGAAAUAUUACAAACAAGCCAACUGUACAAUUAAAAAAUAAUCAUUACCAGUAGGAAAAAUGAUGUUCUGAUGCUGAUUUUGCUUUUAAUAACCACCUCUGAUGUAAACACUGUAAAUAUUUCUGUGUAUUCCUCUAUUGCUGCUGCUGGAGGGGUUAGGUCGUUGAUGAAUAUGAUAUGAAACUCCUCACAGCAGAUCCUGGGCACAUUUCAUCUUGGAUUAUGUUCAGUUUAAUAAUUUACUUUCCUCUUAAACCCAUUAAGAACUUAAUAUAUAUGUGUGUACUUAUAUAUACAAGUGAAUCACCUUUGGGCACUCCAAUCCACCUUUUUGUUUGUUUGUUUGUUCGUUGUGUUUGUGUGUCUUCCGUUUCACGUUUAUUAUAGCUGUGAUAUUUUCACCAAAGUAAGUUACCAGUAUUUUAAUGUAUUUAUGAUUUGUUUGCUUCUGAAGGCAAACAACAGGGGUCUAACACACUGGAAGCUGUAAAUUGUUGUUUUACCUGUUCAGAUUUGCAAAUAAAAGCAUCUUUUUUCCACUCA